AUGGCGUCGGUGGUGGAGAAUCGAUCGGUGGAUCCGUUGCUAAAAGAUCUGAGUGAGAAGAAGCAGAGCUUCCGUCGGAAUGUCGAGUCACUGGCGGCAGAGCUCAAGGAGGUCCGCGGCCGUCUAGCUUCGCAGGAACAUACAUAUGCUCGCGAAAGCCUAAACAGACAGGAAGCAGAAACUAGAGCCAAGUACUUGGAAAAAGAGAUUAGUAGAUUGCAGAGUAGUUUAGAGGACAGAAAUCAGCAACUUUGGGCUACAACAUCUGCGGCCCAUAUGUAUGUGAAGGAUUUGGAUGAUCUGAGAUCGCAGCUUUCAGAAACUAAAGCAACUGCAGAUGCAAGUGCACUAUCUGCUCAAUCUGCACAAUUACAGUGUUCAGCAUUGUUGAAAGGAUUAGAGGUGAAAAAUUGCUCUUUAAAAGAGAACGAGAUUCGUGUGAAUAAACUGGGACAACAAUUAGAUCUUCUGCAGAAAGAUCUUCAGUCAAGGGAAUUUUCUCAAAAGCAACUCAAGGAUGAAGUCUUGAGAAUUGAGCAUGAGAUCAAGAAAACAUUGGCUAAGGCUGGAGCAAAUAAAGAUUGUGAGCUCAGGAAAAUAUUAGAUGAGGUUUCCCCCAAGAAUUUUGAGAAGAUGAAUAAGCAAUUGACUGCAAAGGACAAAGAAAUAGCCAAGUUGAGAGAUGAAAUCAGGAUUAUGUCUGCUCAUUGGAAGAUGAAGACUGAAGAUUUGGAGUCUCAGUUAGAGAAGCAUCGUAGAGUUGAUCAGGAUUUGAAAAAGAAAGUCCUCAAGUUAGAGUUUUGUCUUCAAGAAACUCGAUCUCAAACUCGGAAGCUCCAAAGGGUGGGAGACCGAAGAGAUAAAGCUCUAAAGGAACUAAGAGAUCAGUUGGCAGCAAAACAACAGGAACUAGUAGAGUACAUGUACAAAAUGCAUUUAGCGCUAUUCAGUUCGAAACUUCAGCAGAGGAUGGCUGAUGAGAACCGAGCACCAGGAAUUCUUGACUAUUUCCUUUUCCUGCAAAGAUUUGUACAGACCAAAACUGAUACACUACUUGUGCAAUGA
Messenger RNA from Fraxinus pennsylvanica, 1065 nucleotides. NCBI's taxonomy places the organism in Eukaryota, Viridiplantae, Streptophyta, Magnoliopsida, Lamiales, Oleaceae. The record is from the annotation of a GenBank genome assembly.